Molecule: messenger RNA, 2907 nt
Organism: Ilyonectria robusta
Lineage: Eukaryota; Fungi; Ascomycota; Sordariomycetes; Hypocreales; Nectriaceae
Exons: 3
Coding region: 1-2907 (968 amino acids)
Molecular function (GO): protein binding
Source: RefSeq, a predicted model, not a curated record
AUGGCAACCUACGACGGAGGCUAUGGUGGCCAGCAGCGCCAGUAUGGUGGCCCAUCACCCCAGAGAUCUGCCCCACGACAGUAUGGCAACGCAGCGCCGCCACAGCAGUACGACGACUAUCAGAACGGAAAUGGCUAUGAUAAUUACAACGGAGGCUACGGUCAGGAUUACGGAGGGCAAGGACAAUACCAGGACCCCAACUAUGCGCGAGGCCCUCCUCCACCCCAAGAUCCAUACGCACAAGGCCCAGGGCCCGGUGGACGGCCGAUGCCCGGAGGGCGUGGAGGACCGAUUCAUCGUCCACAGACGGCCGAUCCGCACCGGGCCCGCGCUCCUCCGCCUCGAAGUCACACUCCGGGUGCCCAAGGACCUGUGAGAGGCAUGUCUAACAGUGGCCAAGGUCGAGGUGGGAUGCGCCCCGGCCCGUAUGGAGCGCAUUCGGACCCAACAGGCCGCCAACCACCGAUGAACAACACUCCAAUUAGCCCUCGAGGUGGUGGGUUUGGCGGGAACUAUCCGCCGUUCCCGGGACAAAUCAGACAGUCAGACGAACAAAUGGCUGAUCAGAUGGCUAAUAUGGACCUGAAUCAGAAACCGAUGCCGCCAGGAAGAACCAAUUCCGACAGCCAGCGGACCGCGAUGAAUGGAGGACGAGGGCCUCCAAGAGGUUACCCUGCUCAGGGCAAUCCUGAUCAGAGACGUGGACCCCCUCCCGGACAAGACCCAGGCUACGGGGCUCCGGGUGGUUAUGGAGACUACGACGAUGGAUAUAGCCCCGGUGGGCAAGGACCUCCAAGAAACGGGUUCGGACCACCUGGACGAAGUAUGACGAUGCCCGUGGAAGACAACAGCUCAAGAAGCCAAAUGCAGCCGCUGCAACGGACGGGUACGAUGCCAGUCAAUGGGCCCCCUGCUGGUCGGGGCAUGCCUCCUCAACGACCUUCAACGGCUGGUGGACAUCGACCUCCCCCACAGCGCAUGUACCCAACUGAGCCUCAGGGACCUCCGGCAAGCCAGUACAUUGGCGAGUAUGACGAAGCGCACGGAGGAUACCGAAAGCCGCCGGCAGCCUCUUAUAAUGAUGUUUAUGACCCCUAUUUCAAUAAUCAGCAAAACAACAACCCAGCCUACGGCUCGAAUCGACAACAGGAGCGAACCAGUCUUCCAGAUUUCGACGCGAUACCAUCCCAAGGGGCACGAGGAUCCUUCGAGCAGACGAUGCGUCCCAGUCAUGAGCACCAACAACAAGUGGGAGCCCACCAAACGGCGCAACUCUACCACGCCAAAUCACAGCCUGAUCUCCAACCGCAAGCAGCUGUCUUUGAGAUGGUCGGCGACGCGCCGUCCGUCCCCCCUCUUCCCCCCAUGAAUGCUAUGAAUGCCUAUCAGCAAGGUUACGACCAGGGCUAUCCUGGACCUGGAAUGCAGGAUCAAUUGCCUCCAAGUGGCCCGAGUGCGCCUCCUGGAGGUCGACCUGGCGGGUUACCGAACAACCCAGCACCAAUGAGGCCAGGUCUGCAGCAAAACCGGAAUCCAGAUAUCCUACCCUCGCACCCGACGCCGGUGCGGCCGGGCCUGAUGGCCAACUCGAUUGUUAAUCUAAAUGAAAAGCCGCCCCCAGUCCGAAAUUAUGGCGGCGUCUCGGCACCGAAUCCGCAGGCACAGCAGCCACCACCUCAGCAGCAGCACUCUCAACGCCAACAGCCACCGCCCCAGCAGCAGCAGCCGUCCCGUCAGGCGAGUGUCUCCAAGGAGCCUGUCAAGGCGGAAGCUCCGGUAACACCGCAAGAGCUGGAGCAUCUGAGAAUGGUUAUCAAGUCCAACCCUGCGGAUCAGGAAUCUGCCUUGAGGCUGGCCAAGAAGCUUAUUGAAGCCACCGACGUCCUCGUCCCCAGGCUUGAGCCUAAGCAGCGGCCGAGGGCGCGUGAGCGAUACUUGAUAGACUGCCAGAAAAUCCUGAAGAAGCUCUCCAACGCACAGAACCAGGAUGCCAUGUUCCUGAUGGCCGACAGCGUCGGUAGGGGUCUCUUCGGGCAUGAGCCUGACUUCAAGGAGGCCUUUACCAUGUAUCAGUCGGCGGCCAAGCUUGGACAUGCCGCGGCAGCAUACAGAACGGCUGUUUGCUGCGAGAUUGGUCAUGAGGAAGGAGGUGGUACUCGUAGAGACCCAUUGAAAGCGAUCCAGUGGUAUAAGCGAGCGGCAACAUUGGGAGACCCUCCUGCGAUGUACAAAGUGGGUAUGAUCUUGCUCAAGGGACUGCUUGGUCAACCUAAGAAUCCUCGCGAGGCGGUGGGUUGGCUGAAGCGGGCAUCGGAACGGGCUAACUCGGAGAACCCGCACGCACUGCACGAAUUGGGUUUGUUGUACGAGUCUGCGCAGCCCAACGACGUGAUUAUCCGAGAUGAGGCGUACGCCUACGACCUGUUCAUGCAGGCUGCGGAUCUGGGUUACAAGUUCUCGCAGUACCGGUUAGGAUGCUCUUUCGAGUAUGGCUUGCUGGGUUGCCCGAUCGAUCCUCGGCAGUCCAUCAUGUGGUACUCGCGAGCGGCGACACAGGAGGAGCACCAGGCCGAGCUGGCACUGAGUGGAUGGUAUCUGACAGGUAGCGAGGGCGUCCUGGGUCAGAGCGACACGGAAGCGUACCUGUGGGCUCGUAAAGCAGCCGUUGCAGGUCUCGCAAAGGCCGAGUAUGCAAUGGGUUACUUCACCGAGGUGGGCAUCGGUGUUCCGGCGAACUUGGAGGACGCGAAGCGCUGGUACUGGCGAGCUGCCGCCCAAGACUUCCCCAAGGCUCGUGAGCGACUGGAAGAUCUGAAGCGCGCUGGCAAGGGUGGCCAGCGCCAGCGGGAACGCAUCUCGAGAAGCAAGAUCGAGAGACAGCAGGAAGGCGAUUGCACCAUCAUGUGA